GGCAAGAUGUGCUCUGAACUGGUCUGUGUGUGGAGGUCCAGCCCUUCUGGUCUGGGGCCCUUUCUCCUGGCCCAGCAAAGUGACAGGAGCUGGAGGGCUGGGGGGAGGAGAUGGCCCAAGGUGGGCAGGGCAGGGCUGGGCCCAGGGGUUUCCCUCCCAAGGUGGAGUGCAGAAGGAGCAGGAGGAAGGAGCUGGGAUUCAGGCCCUCUUUCUCCCUUCCCCCUCUCCGAAAGCUCUGCCUGGCACAGAGGCUCGCAGGCAGGCAGAGCAGCUCCAGUUACAGCCCAGAAACCAAGAGAGGCUGGCCUGGGAUUGGGAGGGGGGUGUCACGUGGGCGGCGGGAGCCCUCCCUGCCCCCUCCCGGAGGCUGCAACCCAACCCGCCCUGCUCCUGUUGCCCUCUCAGCCUCUGGCCGCUAGGCAAGACCCUCCAGGCUGCUGGCUGACCACAGGGAAGGGGCUCUUCCCUCUUCCUCCAUGGCCUGGCCCGGCUUCUUGGCGGUGUGGUUAGCAGGUGGCAUUUCCAUCUGGUUCUCCAGGGGCCUAGAUAGCUUGGACUGAUGCCCUCCUGAAGGAGGGGGGUGCCUGGCUCCCAGCAGAAAGGGGCCGGCCUGAGGUCUUCUGGCUUACGGGCAGCGAGCCCCUGACCAUCCUCCCGCUGACCCUGGAGCCGGAGGCCGCCGCCCAGGCACACUACAAGGCCUGUGACCGGCUGAAGCUGGAGCGCAAGCAGAGACGCAUGUGUCGCCGGGACCCAGGCGUGGCCGAGACUCUGGUGGAGGCGGUCAGCAUGAGCGCUCUGGAGUGCCAGUACCAGUUCCGGUUCGAGCGCUGGAACUGCACUUUGGAGGGCCGUUACCGGGCCAGCCUGCUCAAGCGAGGCUUCAAGGAGACCGCCUUCCUCUAUGCCAUCUCGUCGGCCGGCCUGACGCACGCGCUGGCCAAGGCGUGCAGCGCGGGCCGCAUGGAGCGCUGCACGUGCGACGAAGCCCCCGACCUGGAGAACCGCGAAGCCUGGCAGUGGGGUGGCUGCGGGGAUAACCUCAAGUACAGCAGCAAGUUCGUCAAGGAGUUCCUGGGCCGGCGGUCGAGCAAAGACCUGCGAGCCCGCGUGGACUUCCACAACAACCUCGUGGGUGUGAAGGUAAUCAAGGCUGGGGUGGAGACCACGUGCAAGUGCCACGGUGUGUCGGGCUCCUGCACCGUGCGGACAUGCUGGCGGCAGCUGGCUCCCUUCCACGAGGUGGGCAAGCGCCUGAAACACAAGUACGAGACAGCACUCAAGGUGGGCAGCACCACCAACGAGGCCACCGGUGAGGCCGGUGCCAUCUCCCCGCCUCGGGGCCGGGCAGCAGUGACAGGCAGCAGCGACCCGCUGCCCCGCACACCAGAGCUUGUGCACCUGGAUGACUCACCCAGUUUCUGCCUGGCCAGCCGCUUCUCCCCAGGCACUGCCGGCCGCAGGUGCCACCGGGAGAAGAACUGUGAGAGCAUCUGCUGUGGGCGUGGCCACAACACACAGAGUCGGGUGGUGACUCGGCCCUGCCAGUGCCAGGUUCGCUGGUGCUGCUACGUGGAGUGCAGGCAGUGCACACAGCGCGAGGAGGUCUACACCUGCAAGGGCUGAGCCCCUGGUCCAGCCCAGCUGCUGCAGGGUAGAGGCAGUGCAUGCAGCGCGAGGGGUGUACACCUGUGGGGGCUGAGCCCCUGGGCUGGGGCCCCCAGCACACUUGGCACAUGGUGGCGGGAGCCUGGGGAUUGGCCGGCUUGGCUGUCUCUGCCCCUUUGUUCCCCCUCGCAAAGACCCAGAGGCGGGAGGUGGCCCUGGUCUGGCCCCUGCGUCCCCUCUGUCCGCCCCCACCCCCAUGACCUGAGAGCGUUGUACAAUGCUUUCCAAGCUCUGUCCGUCCCUAAGAGGCCAGUUCCUGUGGAGCGGCGGCCCUACCUGCUCUGGGCUCCGUCAGAGGAGCAGCAGGCGCACCUUUGUGACCACACAGGGUCCCUGUGCGGCUGCCUGUGGGCUGUCCUGCUCCAGCACUGGCGUAGAGAGUCAAACCACUAGGAGAGAGACAGCCCAGCCGCCCGGCUGUGUGGGGGUCACUGCCGUCCCCUCUGACAUGGAGCACUUCUCUAGGGAGUGAUAGCGGUGACUUUUAAAUUAUUUUUAUUUAACUAAUAUAUAAUUAUUAUUUGUGCAUCCCUGUCCUGCCCCAGGCUGCGGCUCCCCCUACUCUCGGUGGAGCCCAGUCUGGAGGGCCCCUUUCCUCCCCUCCACGUCCCCUCCUAACCUCUUUGCCUGAUCUGCUUUGUCAUUUGAAACCACUAAAUCAAGAGGGAUGUUGCUGUUGUUGUUUUUAAAGUAGUAAAGCAGGUUGUGUCUGGCCACUGCCCUCAGGGCUUCUGGAAGCCAGGUCCCUGUAGCCCAAGCCAGCUGCCCCGCUGAGACUUUCCUGGGAGGUGGGUGGACCCCGCUCUGGGCGACUUUGGGUGGGCAGCCCUGCACUCCAGGCCCUUCUGUGUAGGUUUGGAGGCCACGGGUGGCCUGGCUGAGGGUGACCUGCCCUCCCCCCAGGGGUGGGCAUGGCAGAGGGGAAGGGCCAGCCCCUUGGAGGGGUCCUUUCCUAGCUUCCUUUGUGUUGCUGUGGGAGGAGGCAAAGCUGAGGACCGAGGCGGAUGGUGAAAAUCUGGGGCUAGGAUUUGACAAAUGGUAGGCUGUUCUCCUGGGCCAUGCUAUUGUCUUUGCAGGGAAGAAAAACAGAUGGGCUACACUGACCUGGUUUGGUUUGAGUGUGUGUGCAUGUGUGCAUGAGUGUAUAUAUGUGCAUGAGCACACGCAUGUGAAGUAUGUACGUAUUCAUGUGCACGAGUGUGCAUGCGUGCACGAAUGCACUUUGCAUGUUGAUGCGUGCGUUGUGUGCAUGCGUGUGAGCACGGGUCACAUGUGUGCAUGAGUGUGCCUGUGAGUGCAUGGGUGCAUAUGUGCUGCGUGCUGUAUGCACAUGUGUGAGCGUUUUGUGUAUGUGUGCAAACGUGUACACGUGCGGUGCACGUGUGGUUGUGUGUGCAUGAGCGUGUGUGAUGUGCGUGCAUGCAUGUGGGUGAGCAGGUGUCCCAGUGUGUCUGUGGUGUGUGUGUGUAUUCGCGCUGUGUUGGCGCGGUCAGUGGUCAUCUGGGGCGUGGCCUCCGCCCAGGGCCCUUCCUCCACAUGAGGCUGUCCUUCCCACUUUGGUGUGAACAGCAGCCUUGUCUCCUAGGUCCUCUGGCUCUGGGCCUGUCUGGCUCGGCUCUGUGGCUGUGCUCUGGGGCCGCACAGUGCUGGGUAGCAGUGCAGACACGGGAACUACUGAGUGAGGGGGUUCCUUGGGGUCCCGUGGGCUCCAGGGACCCUGGGGACUGUGUUUUUAGAAGAAAACCUAUUUAUGUCGAUGUGGGUCUCUUUGUCCCUCUUUUAUAGUGUAAAUAGUAAAGUCUAUCCUGUGGUUCCGAGAACACCCCCGUGAAUAACUACGUACUGACAGGGUGGGGGCCGGGGCCCAGAGCAGGUGGAGCGAGCCACACCCCAGGACAAGACUGUAGCUCAGUCACUACUGGGUCUGCAAAGGCAGCGCGUCGGAGGAAGGAUCUUCUUUUAAUCAGAUACCACAUUUAGCUCUAUGUCCUAAAUAUAAAGCAAAGUAUUUUUUGAAACAAGGCAGACUGAAAACGUCUGCUGGCUGGUUUGUUUAUAUAUAAAUAUAUAUCAGAAUAUCUUGCUAAGGAAAGAAGCAACUCCUCCUGACAGAGCCUCUCACUGGCCUGCUUCUCUUCCAUGUGGGGGAGAGCCUCUAGAAGAAACUGUGUUCUGUGGCAGGGCACAGGGCCCCCCGAGGUCAGCCUCUCUGGCAAAGGGAGCCGGCCACAGGGAGGAGCCACGCGGAGGGCCAGGCAGGUCCCGGCCACCUGCUCCCCGCCAGCCACACAGACGUGGACUCCUGGCUUGGUUUGGCCAGGUCCGGGCAGGGCGGGAGGAGAGGGGCAUUCACACAUGAGAACUCUCGCCUCUGUGCAGAGUCUCGGAGUCUCGUGCGAGCCUAUCGAUUUCUCUACCUCAUCUGUAUAGCGAGUAGGUGUGUACUCGAGUGACUUGGAGAAUGUAUUUAUUUAACAGCUUUGUGUAACAGAACAGAAACAAA
Molecule: messenger RNA, 4171 nt
Organism: Ailuropoda melanoleuca (giant panda)
Lineage: Eukaryota; Metazoa; Chordata; Mammalia; Carnivora; Ursidae
Gene: WNT9A
Product: Wnt family member 9A
Exons: 4
Coding region: 739-1626 (295 amino acids)
Biological process (GO): canonical Wnt signaling pathway; cell fate commitment; neuron differentiation
Cellular component (GO): extracellular region
Molecular function (GO): cytokine activity; frizzled binding
Source: RefSeq, a predicted model, not a curated record